GAUUCAAGAGUGCAGACUGCAUUUGUAUUUUGUUGUUUUUCUGUAGCAAUAGCUAACAGGUCUGUCAGUGACACUCUCUAAUCAAAUUGUUUUCCUUUUUUGUGAAGUAAAGUUAACUAUACGUCAUUUUAAAGUUCGCUUCAACUGUUUCGAACUGUCUUUAUUCUAUAAUAAAGAUCAUUAAGCAUUCAUCAUGUUUGAAAGUGGACCCAACUACAGUAAACUAAAAACCAACCUGAGAUUGGCAGUCAAUCGUCUCAAGCUUCUGGAGAAGAAAAAUACUGAGCUUGCAUUAAAGGCCCGCAAGGAAAUAGCAGAUUACAUUGCUGCUGGCAAAGCUGAAAGAGCUAAAAUUCGAGUCGAACAAAUCAUUAGGGAGGAUUACUUAGUUGAAGCCAUGGAAAUACUUGAAAUGUACUGUGACUUGCUACUUGCCAGAUUUGGACUUGUACAACAAAUGAAAACUUUAGAUGAAGGGUUGUCAGAGGCCAUCUCAAGCCUAAUCUGGGUAGCACCCCGAAUGCUAGCUGAUGUGGCUGAAUUGAAAAUUAUUGCAGAGCAAUUAGGUGUUAAGUACGGUAAACCGUACAGUUUAGCUUGUCGCGAUAAUGCCAUAGGCACCGUUGCUCCAAAACUGAUGCACAAACUCAGUGUACAAGCUCCACCGAAAAUUUUAGUUGAGAAAUACUUGAUUGAAAUCGCCAAAAACUACAACGUUUUCUACGAACCGGAUCCUCAGAUAAUGCGAGAAGCAGCGGCUGCUGAAGAAGCUCUUUUAAUCGAUUUCAACGCGACUGAAGCAGGAAAAAUGGGUGGGGCAGUUGGUUGGGUUCAUCCAGGGCAGCCUGUUGCUGGAGCAGUUGGAGGACCACCUCAAGGCUGGAUGCCACCUCCCCAGGCAGGUUACGCUCCUUAUCCAGGUGGUGCAUACGGACCACCGAUGGGUGUUAUGUCACCACCUCCGCCAUAUGGGUAUCCAUUGCCGCCAAGUUACCAACAAGAAGAAAAACCGCCCUUAGCAUCGGCUCCUCAUCCAGUGACUGAUGAAAAGAAACCAUCGUCGUUUAAUAUCCCACCAAACAAUCUGGGAGGGAACAGCAACUCAUCCUCAAAAGAUAACUCACCUACUGGAAAUAGUAAACCGCUAAACACAAAUUUACAAAUUAACCAGCAUCCGAAACCAAGUCCCCGAACAAAACUGAAUAGUCCACCGUCAGAUAUGGAUCUUCCUGAUCUACCGUCUGUCCCAGAAGAUAAUUUGAAUGGACCUGGCGGGAAAGAUGCAGAUGACGACAUUGAUUUUGACGAUCUUACUCGCCGUUUCGAGGACUUGAAGAAAAAGAAGUGAAUCUUUGUCUUAACCUGCCUGAAAGAUGUUAUUUCUGAGUAUACCGUCAGUCGAUUUCCAAACGACAUUGUAGUUUCUCUAAGGAAAUCGGUUGCCUAAUUAUCUUUAUAUCCUUGCGUUUCCUGAUACAUUAAUCAAUACAAAAUUUCUUACGUCCAA
Molecule: messenger RNA, 1507 nt
Organism: Daphnia pulicaria
Lineage: Eukaryota; Metazoa; Arthropoda; Branchiopoda; Diplostraca; Daphniidae
Gene: Ist1
Product: IST1 homolog
Exons: 6
Coding region: 194-1348 (384 amino acids)
Biological process (GO): protein transport
Source: RefSeq, a predicted model, not a curated record